AUGAGCGCUCAGCACUACGACAAGAUCGUACUCUCCAAACAAGACCUAGCGCAUCUUUACCGUCAAUUUCUCGUGGCUUCACAAGCCAAAAUUCAGCAUCAUCUUCCCGUAUCUGAUCGUCAUGAUCCUCUACGUGUGGAAGUUGAGAACAUUGUCAACGACAACCUUGCUGCGGCGUUCGAAAUGGCCAAACUGGCGUUUAUCGUGGAUGGCCGUGAUUUGGCCGAGGAAAACGUGCUGAUUCGUGACAUUCUUGCGCUUCAGCCAUUAGAGGAAGUAGUUCCUUUUGAUACAGAAUUGAACCAGAAGCUUAGAGCGGUUAUCCAGCUGGUAGAAAAGGAGACCACUGAGGUCACAAGACUCCGACGUGAACUCCCGCAGCAGGCCCGCGACGCUUACGAGUCGCUAGUAGCAUCCACAGAUCAGGAAGUGACCUCUAUCAUAAAGGAGUUGGCUGACGUUGAGCCCGAAAUAGUAGACAUCCCAACCAUGGAAGAGACGAUUCCAAAUGCCGAUGGUAUUGUGCAAGAUCUCGAAGAAAGCAUCAAGUCCCUUGCAGGGCUCAAGAGUGCACUUCCGCGUCAGCAGGCCCAGUUGGACUCAUUGGAUCAAACAAUAACCUUUUUGGAGGAGAGUUAUAGAAGGCAACAAGCUGAGAGAAGUUGA
This is a messenger RNA of Sungouiella intermedia, 666 nucleotides long. Lineage: Eukaryota; Fungi; Ascomycota; Pichiomycetes; Serinales; Metschnikowiaceae. The record is from the annotation of a GenBank genome assembly.